Molecule: messenger RNA, 2579 nt
Organism: Rhagoletis zephyria (snowberry fruit fly)
Lineage: Eukaryota; Metazoa; Arthropoda; Insecta; Diptera; Tephritidae
Source: RefSeq, a predicted model, not a curated record
UUGAUUAUCUUUUCUCUGGAGACGUUUUGAUUUUUGGCAAGAGUCUAGUGAUGAUUUUGCUCCAGCAACUCAACUUUAAAUAUGAUGCUGCUUCAUUUGUUAGCAUUUUUUAUAUAUGUACAUGCUUGUUUGUUAUUUUAACUGAUUAACGCCUUCUUGAUGGAUCGCAUCGAGCUUUUUUGUAUGAGCCUAUACGUACAUACAUACAUAUCCAUAUACUUACUCACAAUACUGUUGGCUACUAGUUAAUAUAGAAGAUCUACGUAUUCUGUCGUCAUUUCAAACUGAGUAUUUGAGAUCGCAGGUCGUGACGAGAUUUUUGAGUGUUUGGGAUUAAGGAAAAAAAUCUAAAAAUUUGGCUGUGCUACUGCAAUUUAUAGCAGUUGUUGAAAUAACACAUGUACCUAAAUAUAUAUUUUUGCAUUUUGUUAUGAAUUUUAAAAUGAAAGAGCUUUUAGUGCUUGCAUUCGCCUAUGUGCCUUUUUGUGCUGGCACAAUACGUCCAAGCGAUGCGUUGUCGGUAAUGGCGGGUGAAGGUUUCACAGUAUAUUUAGAGUUGCCAAAGACGUUUGGAGCAGUAGAGAAUUGUUGGUAUAAAUUUGAAGGUGAUGCGAAAGUUAAUAUCGAUUUGAAAAAUUCCGUUGAAGCCAUUCUAACGACACGUGGCGAAGAAGUGUUGCCCUUCUCCAACCACAGAUGCGGCAUACGUGUAAAUAAGUUAUCUUCUGAAUCAGCUGGAAUGUGGACGUUGGAAGCUGAAAAUGCCUUUGGAGACUACGAACAAGGAGACUUGAAAGUAUCCAUACUUUCUAUGCAGAAGAAAUAUCUAAAUACCAGCGUCCAAUUGGCCAUUGGUGAUGGCACCAUUUCAUGUACUCUACCUGCGUCAGCUACAACGCAAUGUAAAAUCAUUGAUUACAAUAAUAAAGACGAAGUUUGGAAUUCAUGCAAUAUUUACACGCAUAUUCGGCCGAAUCGAACAUUCGUUUGUUAUACGCACAAUUUGGGCAGUAUGACACAAAGUAUUGAGCACAUAACUGUGCAAGCUAAGAAUAGUAGCAUGUAUACGACGGCCACUGUAACGGAAGGAGAUGACGAGGUAGUGAUGCGCUGUCAGCUCAAUAGCGUGGUGCAGGGUUGCCAGGUAGAAAUGCCGGGACGUAGGAAGGAGUUAUACAUUAUGGAGGGAUUGUUUAAUGGACGCUAUUCGGCAUAUGAUACACUGUAUUCGAAGCAGCUGUGUGCGCUAGCAGUCCCAACGCCUCUAGCGGAGUCAGAGUUGGGUUUGUGGCGUAUUUACAACACUGAAACAACACCUCCAACGGGUUGUCUUUUCUACAUUGGAAAACCAAAGGACCAAAUAAUGGCUGACGAACUAUUCGCUUCAAAGGAGGUAAAGCAAAUACGUGCUUACGAUGCAGAUACUACCAUAGAGCUAUUUACCUGCGAAGUGCCCUUCAUCAUAGACGAUUGCUAUUUGCGCGAUCCAAAUAAUACAGUUUACUUUCCGGAUCCCAUACGAUUUGAGCGUACACGCACAUACGGCCAAUGUCACUUCAUCAAUAUGCCAGUAAUGGCUGGCAGCUGGGUAUGUGGCGCGCGUGGACAUGACUACGCUAAGGAAGUGUUGCAGAAUUUCGAAGUUGUAGUAAAACCAAAAGCCGGCGAAGUGCUCACUGAAUCGUUGAAGCUGAAACAAGGCAAGACGGCCGAGCUGAUGUGUCAGAGUGCUUUUGAGGAACCGCUUACACAUUGCGCAUUCAUUGAUCCUGAAGGUCGGGUACAUUUGGUCGGCACAGCUAAUAGCAUUAAGACUGCGGGCCACGUGAAGUACUACGGACGCGGCUUGCUGUGGGGUGAAUGUGGCGCACAGAUAAGUGAAACUAAAAGUGAGGAUUUUGGCACGUGGAAAUGUCAAUUUGUCACCUAUGCCGACAAACGCACAUCGAUAUUUGCACUGCGCCUGCGUCAAACCGUUAUUCCUGCAUCAUCACUUGGACUUGGCAUUGGUAUAACGAUUAUAAUUGUGCUGCUUUUGGGUUUAUUGAUAGCUACAGUAUUCUAUCGACGCCGCAAUCUUACAGCGCAGCAUAGUUUUACUUCAGCAGAUCCAAUAAAUACGGUGUCGAGUAGCUCAUUGGCAAUGACAGCGAUUGAGACUUUGGAGCAGCCAAUUAUCGAGCGAUUGUAAGGAUAAGGAAUGUGUUAUAGGAAACUCAUUUGUUCUGUACUAUUUUAUAUGAGUGGCCAUACUUAGUUGAUUUUGAAAUUUAUUGUUAUUCAAUUGUUUAUCCGUUGUGUAUAGGUUUAUGUAUGUAUGUACUAUAUACGCACACAUUGUUUGUGUUCAUGACUUUGGUAUUAAAAUUUCUAAAAUAUGAAGUAAUGGUUUUUGGAAUUAUUUAGUUACCGAAAACUUUUUGGAGCGAAAUACAUGCAUACUAUGUAGCUUACGGGGAGAGCUUGGCAAUACUAUUUAAUUCCUUUAUGAGUUGAGCAAAUCAUACCAGAACUUCUGAUCAUUGACGAUCACAUAUGUAGAUAUUUUAAUGUACACCAAGGCAUAUCAAACCGGUUAG